Messenger RNA from Synchiropus splendidus (mandarinfish), 1894 nucleotides. RefSeq names its product family with sequence similarity 83 member D (gene sack1d). The record is from RefSeq and is a predicted model, not a curated record. Gene Ontology annotation, biological process: positive regulation of cell cycle G1/S phase transition; regulation of ERK1 and ERK2 cascade; protein localization to mitotic spindle. The coding region runs from base 5 to 1645 and encodes 546 amino acids. Gene Ontology annotation, cellular component: mitotic spindle pole; cytosol. NCBI's taxonomy places the organism in Eukaryota, Metazoa, Chordata, Actinopteri, Syngnathiformes, Callionymidae. The transcript has 4 exons.
GCCAAUGCGGAUCCACGACGCGCCGCGGCAGAAGGCGAUUUUAAAAUCGGAACCUUCCCGUUUGGUGGGGCGAACGUUACCUGUCACCUGGAGAGGAGAGUCGCGAGCGAUGGCGCUGUCCCAGUGUCUGGACGAGUCCCCCUUCAGUUCCAAACCAGGCGAGGACGCGUACAACGAGAGACACCGGCUGGCGCUGGAGGAGCUGCUGUCCGGGGGAGUGGAGAAGUUCCUCCGCUUCCUCCAGACGGAGAAAGUCCCAAACUUUCUGUCAGACGAUGAGAUUCAACUCAUCCGGAGCUCGGCUCUGUCCCCGCCACGGUGCGCGUCUUUCCAUGGCGACGAGCAGGAGAUGGGCGGCUCCGUGGACUGCUCUUCCGUCACUUACUUUCCCGAGGUGUCCGACGUGGAGCCCCCGAUGCUGGAGAACGGCUGGCCGGCCUUCACCACCGGGUCGUACAGGGGAGUGACGAGGGCCGUGGCGCACUUCCAGCCCAGCUACGGAGAGAGCGUCUACAGCUGCAAAGAGGCUGCCCGCCGAAUGAUCAAAAAUGCCAAGGAGGUGAUUGCCAUAGUUACAGACUCCCUGACAGACCUGGAUGUCUUCAAAGAUCUUCAGGAGGCGUGCUCUGUCCGAAAAGUCCCUGUUUACAUCCUGCUGGACCAACUGGCUUCUGGAGCGUUUCUCAAGAUGUGCAAAACCGUUGGCGUUUGCCUGGAUGACCUUCGGCAAAUGAGAGUGCGGACCAUCACGGGUUCAACUUAUUACAUGAGAUCAGGAGCCCGGAUCACGGGGGAAGUUCAUGAGAGGUUCAUGCUGAUCGACGGGAUCCGAGUGGCCACAGGUUCUUACAGGUUCAACUGGACCGAUGGCAAACUGAACAGCAGCAAUCUCAUCGAACUUUCCGGUCAAAUUGCUGAGAAGUUUGACGAGCAGUUUCGCAUCCUCUAUGCUCACUCUUUGCCGUUGAACACUGGAGGAAGUGUUCGAAACAUCGGCGAGCAGCUUCAUCGGAGCACUUCCACGCCCUGCCGGGUCAGAGGGAGGCCAGCAGACCAAGUGUGUCUGACCAGCACACCCACCGGUAAACAAAGGUUGCUGUCCCGGCCCUUCGGUGACCUCUUGACCUCCUCAGAGAAAGGUCAGAGAGCCAGUGUUGAAUCGAACCAGUCAACCAUAGGGGAUGACUGGUGUGAAGAGAAGCGUGUGCGGGAGGAGAUCCUGGCAGGAAGUGCCCAUCUAGGUCUCCCCCAAGUCCAAGAGCCAGAAUCAAAUCUCCCCAUCUCCGAGCCCUGCCACAUGAGCACCCAGGCCAGCCUGUCAGUGGCAGACAGCCACACACAGACCGAUCUGCAGCUCCCACACGCCACCCAGUCUGUCGCCUGUGACGCACAUGAGAGCUCCCUGACGGAAUCCAUCCAGAACCUGUCCAAAGAGCGGCACCAGCACUACGCAAACAUCCGCUCCAAGGUGGAACACAUGAUGAGCUCCGUGUCCCGCCGGCGAGGGCUUGCAGACAUCACCAACAUGACUCAGGGGUCUGGUGCUCUCAGGGCAGACAAAGACUGUGGACAGGAGCCAAACCCUCGACUGGUCACUGAGAAUAUGGGUGCGGGCACGUGGCCAGGAGCCAGAUGUGUGGACUAGUCUCUCCCUUUGAAUCUUAAGUGCGUCUGCACAGAUUCCUUAAGGGCUUUGAGCAAGCAUUAUUCAAUCUUUUUGGGCUGCAAAGGGAGAUUUUCUCAUUUUUGCCGGGGACUGUGUCAUGUCAGAUGGGCCGCCUAAGUCGUAUCGAUAAUGAAUCUGCUUCUGUAAACUUCAUGGAGUGUCUGGGACUGCUGCUUAGUUUAUUUGAAUUUAAUCUGCCGGCUCUAAGUGCCUUGAAAUCUACUGAAG